CGUCCUGGCCCAUUCCACGCACGCCUACGUGCAAUCCCAAUGCUUCUCCACCAUCCACAACGCCGUCGUCCGCGAGCUGGCCCAACUAGACCCCGACCUCUGUUCUCAACUACGCCAGCUCAUCUGGACCUGGCUCGCCAACAAUCGCCAGGCCCCACACUUUGUCACAAGCAUUGCGCUGCGCACGCUCGUGGUCCUCUACAAGCUGCUCUGGCUCCGUCAGGAUGUCGGAGAAGCUUGGCAGCAGCACCUUCUCGAGCAAUUCCAAGCUCUCGCCGCUGGCAAGGAUGAUAUUCCACAGCUGCAACUGCUGCUCGAGUUGGCCUGCACCGCCCUGGAUCAAUUUGCCAGCAAUGAACGCAGCUCUGAAGUGGGCCUGCCGCUCCAAUUUCACCGCCAAUGCCAAGCUCGCUUUGAAGCAGUGGCCCUGCGCCCCAUUUUUGUGUCUACCCUGAAUCUGUUUUUUAAACUCUCCGAGAGCGGUGUGGCGGGACAAGCCAGCAUGCUGGGUCUGAUUGUGCGCUGCGCUCGAGUCAUUAUGCGCAUCCUCGACUGGCCCUUUCUCCACCGUCAGAGCCGGUUUGCGGGCGCUGUGUCACGAACGCAGCUCCUGUUCUGCCCGCCCGACUCUUGGCAAGACCUCUUGAGUGUGGACCUGCUCCGCCUCUUUGCUCAGGCACGUCCAUGUCUGACUCUCUGCGAACAGCUACCUUAUACUACCAUCGCCAACAGUGACCUCGGCCAGAUCUUGAUCAAGCUCAUGGGCACUGAUACUGCCUCGCUCACGCGGGAAGAGCACUUGAUGGAGUAUAUGCAAGCAUGCGUAGCCUGCCUCACUCAGUUGAUGCGAGUGACCCUGGAAUCGCCAAGCCGUCAUCAAGAAGAGGACUUUGGGUCUUACCUGUUAACGCUCACAACCAUGCUGUCGCGACUCGUGGCCAACUUUGGCGCGCGCUACCUCAUUCGUGUAUCAACCUUGACCCUUCUCGAGGCUGCGGAACACAUUAUUCGCCUUGCCGCUCAGGCCAUGGUGCUAGACGAUGAAGAUAACCCCAUCUUUGGCGAAGCCCUUGACCAGGGCCUCCUUGCCCUUGAGAUUUUCCUGACUGCCGAUGAGGUUCCCUCGCCCUGGCGUGAACGCGGAACAAACGUUUUUGCUGCUUACGUGGAAGCCCGCAUGCAAAAGUCUGCCGUCGACAGUGCCAACGAUGACGAGGUUCAUGAAGAGCAAGAAGGGGACGAACGCGCCUUCAGCGACCAAUUGGCCAGUGUUGGCCUCCUGGGUCGUCAACACCCCGACUCGCUCUUUAUGCUACAAACCUUGCUUCGAGAACACGCAACCGUCUAUGUUGCAAGGGUCACGAGCCCAGACCAGACAGCGGCCACCCUGGUGGAUGCCACCCAUGGUCGGGCGUUUGUGCCUCCACAAAUGCUCGAGGCCAUCAACGCAAUGGAAACUGGCGGACACACCAACGUCGUUGUUGUCAUGGUUGAACUCGUCAUGCAGCUCCUGCUGGACAUGCAAGCCUGUCUCGAUCAAGGCCAGGGCUCGACCCUGAGCACACUGGUGCUGCACUCUGUACUUCACUUUCUGGCCGCUGUUGUGGCCGCCUACGUGAGCGAGAAUGACGCUGCCACACAGAGCCACUUGCCCUCCAGCCUCAGCCAGUACUUCAGCGUGGCCGGAGCUACCCCUUGGAGCACAGCUCUGCUCAAGCAGGCCGUCAACGUGUUGGCACAGUGGCAUUUUGAUGCUGACGUGUGUGGUGCUGCUGUCGAUCUUCUGGAGGCAAUUGCCACAAGCGCGGUUGGGCCGACUGUUUGCGUCGAUGAAUCUCUGUGGCAGGCUGCCUUGGCUAUAUGCAGCAAAGACAGUUCAUACAGCGCCCUCUCGCUUUCUAUGCAAGCACGCUUCAUUGCGUGCGCUGCCAGGGCCACGCAAUGUGUGGCCGAACCCGCGGGCUCCGCGUACCUCCAGCACAUGACCAAUCAGCUCUGCGAACCGCUGGAAUUGUCCGCCCAGCAGCAGAGCGCGAGCGUGGGCGCCGCCGAAUCCACCGCAGUCUUUCAUAGCAUCGAGCUGUGCCGUGCUGCUUUGGACGGUGUACUGCUCUACAAGCCACGGGCACGAGGGCUUGAGCCGACUUUACCGCUGGUCGGGCGCUGUGUGCAGGCCUUACCCACCAUCGUUGCCCGGAUCAUCGUUGAUGCUGAAGUGCGUGAUGCCCUCGUCAAUUUUAGCGCCGAAUUGGUUACGUGGACAUCCGAUGCCUUUAGCAGCUGCGAGACGGCGGGUGUGGGUGAAGUCUUGGAUUUUGUCCAUCAAACCACCACACGUUGUUUGAAGAGUGUGACAACGCAGGAUGUUGCCCGUAGCGACGACACGGCUGCCAUGCUGUUGGGAAUUUUCAAGAUGCUGGAGGCUCUUCUUCUCGCUGCCGACUGCAUUGACCUGGUGGGUGGGCACGAGGGUAGCCAGGAGCGCGCCCUACUCGAAAGCAUGGUUGCGCGUUGCCCUUCCGUGGUGAUGGAACUUCUGCACCAUGCCAUCCCAUUGCUCAAUGAUGACCUAUUCAAGCUGUACCUCGCACCCGCCGAGUUUUUGAAGCAACUGGCGGGCAUGUUGGACUCUGGCAUGAAAGUGGUCUCGGGUCCAGUGCCAAAGUGCUCGUUGCAGAUUGUUGAUCAGCUCGCGGGUGCCCACUGGAAGGCCUUGCAGGCACAAAGCGCCCGCCCUGAAUUUUCGGCCUUGCUGGAGCAUUUCGUGCGGCUCAUGUUUGACUGGUUUGUACGACAAACCUUUGACACGGAAUUGCUGCCAUUAGCUGGCGGUACACUCUUUUCUCUUCUCUGCUGUGAAGCUAACUACUUUAUGCAUCUGGCCAACGAACUCAUCGCACAGCAACCGACAGAAUACCAGGCCGUGUUGUCGCAAGCCUUUGAGAACCUGGUCUCAGGCGACGGGAUGUCAUUCAACAACAUGUCGCGGGAACGACAGCUCUUUGUCAAACACUUUGCCAAGUUCCUGUUUGAUGUGCGAGGCUAUCUUUUACAUAAAUGAGCAGCACGGAUGAAGCUUCAUUCUCAUGGUCAUAAUUAAUACUCGGAUGAAAAUAAAAAAAAGCAAAGUGCGCGCAGCGCAUCUGCUCUUUUGGUUCUGUGUUGCGAUGCAUGGCACCUCAGGACCCACUGCAAAUUUUGAUCCA
This is a messenger RNA of Monosiga brevicollis MX1, 3206 nucleotides long. RefSeq lists its product as uncharacterized. The record is from RefSeq and is a predicted model, not a curated record. Gene Ontology annotation, cellular component: nuclear pore; cytoplasm. Gene Ontology annotation, molecular function: nuclear export signal receptor activity. Gene Ontology annotation, biological process: protein export from nucleus. Bases 503 to 3061 code for a protein of 852 amino acids. The transcript has 25 exons. Lineage: Eukaryota; Choanoflagellata; Craspedida; Salpingoecidae.